AUGGGGAUGAAUAAUUUUUUAUUCGCUCAGUGCAUCCUGUAUUUUCUGGCGUUUCUCUUUGGCUUCAUCGCCGUGGUGCCGCUGUCUGAGAACAGCAGUGAUUUCCAGGGGAAAUGCCUGCUCUUCACCUGCGGGAUGUGGCAGAAUGAGAACAUCACUGUGGAGAAGCAGCGUUUCAUGGUUGAGGAAUGGGGCCCGGAAUCCGCCUGUCAGUUCACCACCUUCAUCGGACUCUUCAGCCUUCUCCUGUCGGCAAUCCAGGCUUGGAGGCUGCUCUUCUACCUUUGCAAAGGACAUGAUGACACUUUCUUUGCAACGUUCCUGAAUCUGCUGGUCAGCACAUUUGUAGUCUUCCUUAUCUUCGUGGCAAGUACUCUGGUUACUGUUGGCUUCAAUAUGUGGUGUGAAGCGAUCACUGAGAAUGGAAGGAUGCCUAACAGUUGUGAAGAAUUGCAAGAUAUUGAUCUGGAACUCCAUUUGGAUAACUCGUCCUUCUACGACCAGUUUGCAAUUAUCCAGUUUGGCUUAUGGGCUGGAUGGGCUGCUUGGAUGGCAAUUACCAUUCUGGCGUUCCUGAAAGUGUAUGACAACUAUAGACAGAAGGAGCUCCUCGAUAGCCUGGUCCAUGAGAAGGAGUUGCUUCUAGCAAGAUCAUCCAGGAGACUAUUAGAGCAAGUUGAGAAAAAUGUAUUGAUUUAA
Messenger RNA from Hemiscyllium ocellatum (epaulette shark), 699 nucleotides. Its product is annotated as transmembrane protein 179-like. Bases 1 to 699 code for a protein of 232 amino acids. Lineage: Eukaryota; Metazoa; Chordata; Chondrichthyes; Orectolobiformes; Hemiscylliidae. The transcript is spliced from 4 exons. The record is from RefSeq and is a predicted model, not a curated record.